Epithele typhae is the source of this 537-nucleotide messenger RNA. RefSeq lists its product as uncharacterized. Lineage: Eukaryota; Fungi; Basidiomycota; Agaricomycetes; Polyporales; Epitheliaceae. The record is from RefSeq and is a predicted model, not a curated record. The annotation marks the transcript as partial. The transcript has 3 exons.
CGAUCGAAGGUCACAUACGGCGCCCCGUGCCGCCCCUACUACAGGAGGUUUGAUCCUGAGUACGUCGCCCGUCGACCAACCGCCAUAACUUGCCCGUCGGGACGAAUGGUCGUGCCUAACGGCUUCCAAUCCAUCCUGAAGAAGGGCGCCCGCGUGCGCGAAUCCGGCGAGGUCUCGCACAGUUUCCGGGAAGAGUCGUACGACGCGCGAGAACUGGACGAAAUCUCGUCCUCCGUCAAGUGCUACCGAGGACCCGACGCCGACCCGCGCUGGAGGGAUGUGAACCCGGAGCAUUAUUACGACCUGUGUACGGUGUAUGCAGACACGUCGCGGGUCGUGCGCAAGCUGAAGAAGGGCCCCAAAGGAACAUACUACACGCUGGACUUUGACGUGAUCUUGCUGUGUGGGCAGACUGAGCUGGAGGCGCAGAUACGGUGGAUGGAGAACGCGAGUAGUGGCUUGGUUCUCCAGUGGAAUUUUGAGUUCGCGUUUACGACCCGGUUUACGUCGUACCUCCAGGGCGCCGAGAAGCGGUGA